Messenger RNA from Magallana angulata, 336 nucleotides. RefSeq lists its product as uncharacterized. The transcript has 2 exons. The record is from RefSeq and is a predicted model, not a curated record. The coding region runs from base 1 to 336 and encodes 111 amino acids. NCBI's taxonomy places the organism in Eukaryota, Metazoa, Mollusca, Bivalvia, Ostreida, Ostreidae.
AUGAAACCUUCCCUCAGAAUUCUCCUUUGCCUGGCCAUUUUCUUCGUUGUGAAGCUUGGACAAUGUAGGAGUUACAGAAUCGGCCUCCCCCGUUCAGAAUGUAUCUUUUUCCGGUGCGCUGCACCCCCGAAGAACUGUCGCACGGAGGUUGUUUAUGACGAUGGCUGCCCCGAGACCUGUAAGCUAGUCUGUGAGUGUCCCACGCCGACCGCGGAGUCUCUGGAGAUCUGUGAAAACCCAAAACCUUAUCCUUUGUGCUAUGUGGAGAAAGACUUAAUCAUGCUGGCAGACGGAAAAAUGUGUUUUAAUGGAUGUAUGGGGCAUUGUGAAAUGUAA